Messenger RNA from Pocillopora verrucosa, 1062 nucleotides. RefSeq lists its product as uncharacterized. The record is from RefSeq and is a predicted model, not a curated record. NCBI's taxonomy places the organism in Eukaryota, Metazoa, Cnidaria, Anthozoa, Scleractinia, Pocilloporidae.
AAUAACAUGGAAAUGAACGGAAAUUCCACCAACAUCUAUCUAUUUAACUGCGAUAACACUUGCAGUUUGGAUCCAAUAGAAUCCUUGUUACUAACUGUGCAAAACGACGUGAAGAUGCGGUUUGCGGUAGGCAAGCGCAUUUUUCGGCUGCGAGAAAUGUCAGACAUGUGCGAGACAAUUAUUCCUGAACUACAGAUGGAUUAUGCCAUUUUUGCUGUCCAUGCCCAAGAAUCGCGUCUCUCAAUCAACGAAGACAAUGCUGGGAUUGGUUUCGCAAGGAUCUACAGAGCGUUACUGAAAGCGACUGGAAACAAAGUAUUGAUCGUUAUUGGUGGGGAUGAUAAUUACAGAGAUGAAGACGAGGAAGAACAUGUUGUUAUCUCACGCUGGGCUCGAAGGAAAGUGGCGUCACAGUUUGAUGAGGAGUAUCUCGAUGGAAGAAAAAGCUUCAUUUUCUCCUGGAAUAAAGGUCACAGAGAAAUCCACGAGAAAGCAUUAGAGCACUACCUCGACCCAAGUAAGAAAGAAAGAAAGUUUCAGUAUGUGCCAAAACAAGAGCCAACGACCUUUCCUCUAACAGUCAAUGAUUCUCUGGACAAGGACGGUAUUUCUGGUGAUGAUGUACCUCCUCUAGGAGGAGGAACCCAAAGAAGGCUUACAGGCCAAGAAGGAGAAAAAUCCUUAGGGCCCAGGCCAGAGCCUAUCGAUUCCCGACCGGAAUUUCUCGAAGGUACCGAACUGCUGGACACACUCGUGCGUUUUGGGAAAAUCUCGUUUAAAAAAGAGGACGUGAGGGUCUGGGACCGCAGAUGGAAGCCGUCUGGAACAACUGUCCGCCACCUGUCGAGAGAUUGGAUGUUUAUACCUCUUGCAAAUGUUAGAUUUGUCGCUAUGGCUAACGGUGGGAUCUCUUACAGUGUGCAACCUCAGAGUAUUUGUAGUUGGGCCAGCGUACUGUGUUGUUUAAAGUUAGUCUGGGAUUGCCUUGCUUGGAUUUAUAGUUGCAUACUGUGGAUUUUAAUAGCAGUGUGUGAAUGGCUUGGAAAAAAAAUCGACGGAUGA